AUGGAUAACCUUCACAUGAGUGUCAUAGCUGUGGUCCUUUACUUUAAUCUUCCUGGAUCAGUGGGAACCAAGUCACAGUGGAUUCUUCUUGAUACACAUCACCAUUCAGACUGCCGGUGGGAUGGGGAGCUGUCAGUGAAUUGUUCUUUUACCGGAAUAUCUAUUGUUCCAGAAGAUGUAUCACAAACAGUAAUAACAGCUGAUUUUAGUUACAAUAAUAUUAAAACUUUUAUGCGCACUGAGGGAAGAAAUGAAGAAUGGGUGCUAAAACACCUGAAUCUCAGCAACAACCUGAUCUCUGAACUCUCCUUAACUGCUUUUAGAAAUUUACCUGUCUUAGAAACUCUAAACCUCAAUGGUAAUGCCAUUCACACCCUCACACUGGACGUACCUACGCCUGCACAUGGGUCUAAAAACUAUGGAAAAGGCUCUUGUCUCCUGCCUGCUUUGAAAGUAUUGUCCGUUGAGAGAAAUAACCUUAAUACUGUUCCAAGAGGUCUAGGUCUGCUGCAAUCUUUACAAACUGUCCACUUGUCAUCCAAUGGCAUACACCAGAUUGAUCUGAAUGAUUUUCAGAACUGUUCACAGCUGAAGGACAUCGACUUGAAAAAGAACAAGAUAACUAAAAUUCAUCCAUAUGCCUUCAGGGAUCUCAACAAAUUACAGUUUGUGGAUCUCCGUGAAAAUGCUCUGACAACCCCUUUACCACAGAUAUUAAUGAGUUUGAACUUCUUUCGACUUGAAGUGGAUUUGUCAAAUAAUGCCUGGAUAUUUAACUGUAAUGGAGUCUCUUGGUGGACACCUAAAGGCAGAAUUUCAAAAGAUAAUAGUCUUCCUCAUAUGACAGUGGAUAAAAUGAAUAAUUUAGUGAUAUACAAUGCUGAAAAAACUUCAGAAGGGUUAUAUUUGUGCAUUUGCAAUACAACAAAGACAUAUCUCAUCUACAAUAUACAGGUCAAAGAAAGGGCUUCAACAUUUUUGGUUAGAAAAGCCCGGGACACCAACACUGCUUUUAGAAAGGGAAGAACAGAGCAAGACUUUGUGCUGGCUGUCUGCCUCUCUGUGCUCAUUACGUUUGUUUGUGCUUUUUGUCUGGGUGCUUUUGCUAGACCCUACCUUGGGAGCCUGUGUAGACUGUUGCACAGGAAGAAAAAUCCAGAUUCAGAACAUUCUUACUCUAAUCAGGCUUUUUCAGAUGAAACCUUGAGCAGAGAGUGCUCUGCAAGCAAACCAACAAAUACACAGAGUAAUUUGUUCAUUUGUGAUGAGAAGUCUUCAAGAAGCACAUGCAUUUUUCCUAUAGAAACUUCUACUUUGCAUGAAAAUGUCAUUGAUAGCAGUGUACAUGCACCAAAUACAAAAGAAGAGUACCAGAAACAAGGCAAUAAUAAGGUCAACGGGAAGAAAAAAACAGUGCCUUCAGACAUCAAAACUAGUACCAGCAGUGAUGAAAAUAUACAUGUUGAUGAUAAUGGACUAUUUUCUGUAAGGAGAGAUUCUCCUGAAAUAAAAGGUAUCGUUUCACAGAAUGAACCCAUAAGCAUUACAAAAUUUAUGCCUGGAAGGCAAAGCUGUGAUGAACAACUUGGUCUAAAUGGCAAUAUAAAUGCAACAAGUGAUGUGGGAGAUUUUAUUUUACCCAGUAGCUGCAAGAGAGAGAAAAAUAUUGAGAAUUUAAGUGUCCACCAAACAAUAGAAAACUCUGCUCUUACCGAGUACAACUGUAAAAUGGAACAUACAAAUGAAAAAGAUACUUCAGCAGAUAUAUUUGGCAAUAGUUCAGAUGAAGGGAGUCUAUUCACAAUGAGUGACUGUAGUUCUCUGGCAGACUUUGAACUGGAACAACCUGCUGUGAGUGACAACCUGCCAGUCUGUCAGUUGUCACAAGAGCAAGCUGAUAUGAACAGUGAAACCAAGCAGUUGUUAACACUGCCAGAGCCUCCAAACAUUGCUGCUGAACUUAAACAUAUUGGGAAGAAUGAAGACAAGAACAAUGCCUGUUUUGAAACCACUAUUAAUUGUGGAUCAGAUACCAUCAUGCCUGAAACAGCAUCGGCUUACACUGAUAAAUGUAGUAACCGCGUGAGCAUGUCAGAUUCGGAUGCAAUUAGUUCUUCAAGUCAAGAAGCUCCUGCUAUGUUUGAUUAUUUUACUAAUGAAGAGUCAACAGUACAAAACUCUAUUUCUGAUUCUCUGCACAAUCAAAAUACAGAUUUUGGUAAUACAUUUCUUUCCUUAAACCUUUUUCCCACAUAUGACACAGAGAACACUCCUGAAGAGGGUGAAUUGCAGCUGUAUCAGUUUCCCAUUGAAACUCAGUAUUCCCCCCGAUUCAGUCCCACUGAACAAAAGGAAAAUGAACCAGAGGGAAAUACAGACAAGUGCAUAGACAGGAACUCCUCUGAAAAGAAUCAUGGUGAAGGGAACAUUACAUUACGAAGAAACACAAGUACGUCUAAGGACAAUUUUACUUUUGCUCCCGUUGAUACUGGUUUGAAUGAAAUUGUUAAAAAACCAUCAUUACUGCAUUCCAGCAAUGAGUCACCUCUUCAACUUCUGCCUGAACACGCAACUGAAAAACAUUUUACAGUUAUUCCUGAGAAGGAAGACUUGCCGCCAGAGGGGAAGCAGGUUAACACAACUAAGGUUUGUGCAGAUAAAAUGCAAAGAGGUUUUAAUGAGAAAAACUGGGAGGGAUACAUAGAAGUACAGGAUGCCAGCAACUGUAGUCUGCCCAAAGAAACACAGACUUUCAAUGCUACAGCAGCUCUGCUGCUUCUUCACUCUUCUGGGAAAACACAACCAGCCUUCAGCACAGAAGACUGUUUCCAACUGGAUCAGAGUGACGAGGAUGCAUAUUCCCUUUCAGUCCCACAAGGCUUCUUCAGUGAAAGCACACAAUACAGUUCACAUUCAUUCCCACAAAAGACUACAGGAAAUAUAAUCUCCAAAAGCACCAAUUCCAAGAUGGAGGAUGACACUACUUUGACAGGACUGGAGAACAAUUUUACAACAGCUGCCAACAACCAAAAUUCAAGUGAAAAGCUCAGUCAAAAACAUCAGACCAAUUUAGGACAGGGACAGUUUUUUGUUAAGAAGAAAAGAGCAUUUGAUGGAUUUGCUAAUGUUUUGCAAAGCAGGAGAACAAACUUCAAUAGUUGA
Molecule: messenger RNA, 3162 nt
Organism: Pterocles gutturalis (yellow-throated sandgrouse)
Lineage: Eukaryota; Metazoa; Chordata; Aves; Pterocliformes; Pteroclidae
Gene: LRRC66
Product: leucine rich repeat containing 66
Exons: 4
Coding region: 1-3162 (1053 amino acids)
Molecular function (GO): protein binding
Source: RefSeq, a predicted model, not a curated record